Labrus mixtus (cuckoo wrasse) is the source of this 3676-nucleotide messenger RNA. RefSeq names its product zinc finger protein 319. The coding region runs from base 457 to 2217 and encodes 586 amino acids. Lineage: Eukaryota; Metazoa; Chordata; Actinopteri; Labriformes; Labridae. The record is from RefSeq and is a predicted model, not a curated record. The transcript is spliced from 2 exons.
UCUUCCAGGCUCUUUUUAGCCUUUGUGUUUAUCUGAAUCCUACUGACACGGUCUCGGGCGGCAGUUUCUCUCCUGUUCGGGUGAUUUCUAGGCUCCGGGGUGACCCUCCAGGAUACAGCGGCUGUAGCAGCAGAAGCUCCCCGGUAACAGCUCACUGCGUGGCGGCUUCCGGUGUCCGUCCGUCUGCGGGAGGAUGGCGUCCGGCUUCGACAGCAUCCCCUCCACCGCCGGUCCUCCGAGUCCCAAAUAUCCCGAAGGUUGUCGAGUACAGACUGCGGACAGCGGCAGAUAAACCCCUCGAGUUAUCUCACUUUUCUGAAAGGCUGUGUCUAAACAGAGGUCUAACUCUCAGCCACUCUCCGUUUGGCAUUUCUCCAACCACAUCCGCCCUCUCAGUCGGCGCUGAAAGCACAAUUCCUCUACUGAGCUUUGAAUCCCUGUGUGAGAAGUGGCAGGAUGACGGAGGCGUGGCAGCAGCAGCAACAUGCGGUGGCUCCGCCUUCUGUUGUGCACACGCUCCCUCCCGGGGCCGAAAACUCUCUGGGCUGUGCAGUGUACGGAGUGGUCCUGCAGCAGGACACCUCCCUGCAGCAGCCCCAGCACGGCCAACAGCUCUCUGUCCAAACCCAGCAGCCCUCCCUACAGGUAGGGGGCGAGAGAGGGCACAAGUGUGGAGCCUGCGGCCAUGACAUCUCUCACCUGGCCAACCCUCAUGAACACCAGUGCAUGGUGAGCCAAGACCGCUCCUUCCAGUGUACCCAGUGUAUGAAGAUCUUCAGCCAGGCGACCGACCUGCUGGAGCAUCAGUGUGUGCAGGUGGAGCAGAAGCCGUUUGUGUGUGGUGUGUGUAAGAUGGGCUUCUCCCUCCUCACCUCUCUGGCCCAGCAUCACAACUCCCACGGCAACGGAAACAACCCCAUGAAAUGCUCCAUCUGUGAGAAAACAUACCGGCCGGGCUCUGGAAAUGUCACCCCCACCUCGUCAGCUGCCAACCCCCAGCAGCCCUCCACUGGAGAGACGUCUAGUGGCGGAGCAGCAAUCAGUGCCUCGUCUCCACCCUCGUUUGAGGCCUCUGCACCUGACCGGCCGUACAAGUGCUCAGUGUGCCAUAAGUCCUUCCGCCAUCUGUCCGAGCUGACCCGCCACGAGAGGGUGCACACUGGGGAGAAGCCAUACAAAUGUGACACGUGUGACAAAAGCUUCAGCCAGUCCUCACACCUGGCACACCACCAGCGCACCCACAGCUCCGAGCGGCCGUAUAAAUGUGCCGUAUGUGAGAAGAGCUUCAAACAUCGUUCUCACCUGGUACGUCACAUGUACGCUCACUCCGGCGAGCACCUGUUCAAGUGCAAUUUGUGUGAGAUGCACUUCAAAGAGUCGUCCGAGCUGCUGCACCAUCAGUGUCAGCCUGAGGGGGAGAGACCUUUCCGCUGCGGUUCCUGCGGAAAGAGCUUCAAGCGCCCGUCUGACCUGCGGCAGCACGAACGCACACACUCAGAGGAACGGCCUUUCCAGUGCGAGGAGUGCCAGAUGAGCUUCAAGCAGCAGUACGCCCUUGUUCGCCACCGCCGCACUCACAAAAACCCGGCCGAUCGCCCUUUCAAGUGUAACCUGUGUGAUAAGGGCUUCCUCCAGCCGUCCCACCUGCUCUACCACCAGCAGGUUCACGGGAUGGAGAGUCUGUUCAAGUGUGCAUCCUGCCAGAAGUCCUUCAGCCAAUCAGGAGAGCUGCUGCGACACAAAUGUGGCGGCGAGGUGGAGAAGCCCUACAAGUGCGACGUGUGCGGCAAAGGUUACAAAAAGAACUCUACGCUGCAGCGCCACCAGAACUCUCACUGCACGGAGAAGCCGCUGAAGUGCUCCCUGUGUGACAAGCGCUUUGUGUCAUCGUCUGAGUUUGUCCAGCACCGCUGUGACCCGACCCGCGAGAAGCCACUGAAAUGUCCCGACUGUGAAAAGCGCUUCAGGUACUCGUCAGAGCUGCAGCGCCAUCGACGCGUCCACACCGGGGAGAAGCCUUUUAAGUGUGCCAACUGCGACAAAAGCUUCAAGCAGCGCGAGCACCUGGCCAAGCACCAGAGCGUUCACUCCAGGGAGACCCAGUUUAAGUGUGUGUGGUGCGGGGAGCGCUUCGUCGACCUGGCGGCUCUGCAGGAGCACACGGUCCAGCACACCGCAGAGGGCGAGAGUUUCCCUGAAGCUCCCUGCAUCCCAUGAACCGAGCUGCUGUUCAGUCCUGAGCAGCAAACUUGACAUUCAGCCACAGAGCAGCGUGUGCCAGCCUCCCCUUCACAUACGUAGAAUAUAACAUGCACACAUGAGUUAUGUUUAAUGAUUUUUAGAAACAGUAAGAAUCUGUUCAUCCUCACACUUCCCUGAGUAAAAGAGAAAACUCGAGGAAUCAACCGGCGACUCGUUUUAAUUUCAAACACAUGGAGAAAAACUUGAACAGGAUGAAAAAGACGUCAAAUGUGGGAAGAUCUUGAUUUAGUUUAGUCCUGAGUGUGGGACCUUUUCUGUGCUUGCAUGUGAUCGUCUGUUUUGUGAUUCUGUCGUUGAGGAAAGAUGACGAGAACUUCCAGAAGGUCGUCAGAUGUGUGUGUUUGCGUGCGUGCGUGUGUGUGUGUGUGUGUGUGUGUGUGUCUAAGUGUGUAAGCUCCUCCGGAUCCAUGUGCCUUUUUUUACUGAUCGCUCACGUUGUGUUUCUGUUUUUCUUUUCACGUCCAGUUUAGAAGCUCCCACAGCAGCAGCAGUAUCUCUCUCAUACUAGGUAGUCUCAUCUGUUUGUGCAUGAGUAUUUAUCACACUUUAAUAUCACUGUUGUAUUAUAGCUUUUGCUUUAUUUAGGAAAACAUCCUAAGAAGAAGAUGGAAAAAAGUGGAUUUGUGAAAAUGUAUAGCCCGUGUCCUAUGAAUUCUGUGUUGUUGCAUCUUUGUAUUAAACAGAUGACGUCUAGGUAACUAACCCGUACCUACCAUGUCAUACAGACACUUGACAUGUGCAAUAGAACAUGCACAAUGUUAUAUUUAUGACUACUGAUUCAUGGCAUAGUCUACUCUGUUAUAUUAGAGAUUGUGUGUAUACGCUUCUGUAAAACUGUAUAGUGCUUAUGUUACCUGCUUUUGUAUUCACCAUGAACGAGCCUGCAGGACGAUGCAGGCGCUCUUAGUUUCAGUUCCACACAGAGUAUCCCAAGUUUAACCCCACGGAAAAUUCAAAGCGUUAUUCUGCUUGUUGCCACCGACUAGCUGCAUUAGUUACUGAGCUUUAAAUCUUAACAAAGUACUCUUCUUUUAUAAUUGAUUUCAGAGACCUUCUUGUAACCUCCUCCGGGUCGACACUCAGCAGAUUAAUCCGAGUAGCCUCAAAGUUCUGUGUUGGUUUAUGCCGAGCAUAAAGUAAAAAUAUUUGUGUACUUUAGUUUACUGUGUGGGUUUCUAUAUUCUGUACAAUCUUUGCAGUAUAUUUAAAGGUUUUUGGAGUUUUAAGUCUUGGUUACAGGGAUGUUGGAGCGGGGCGGGAGGGGGAGGGGGAGGGGAAGGGGACGGCAAGGUUUUCGGUGCUGAUGGAGGAGAACGAGUGUAAUGAAACGUUGCAUUUACACAUAUGGAUAUCAAUAUAAACUCCUGUUCAUACUGUAUACAGACAAUUAAAAUAAACCACCCUUAUGAAAAUA